Molecule: messenger RNA, 393 nt
Organism: Symbiodinium sp. CCMP2592
Lineage: Eukaryota; Dinophyceae; Suessiales; Symbiodiniaceae
Source: the annotation of a GenBank genome assembly
AUGGUCCAAACCAAACUGAUCGACGAGCUGGGCAGCAUCGAAGGCUUCGUUGCCUCGCAAGUCGUUGCUCUCGCAGCGCCAGGCUUCCAGUUGCUGGAGGAUUUUGCCAGACGAUACCAGCAUUUCGCAGAGCUAAGGCAAGUCGCUCGCUGGAAGGAGCUCGGGCUGACUCCAGAGUGUCUAAAUAUCUACGUGAAUGGGCUGUUCGACGCUUUUGAUGACAGCCGACCCGAGUGCCAUGUUCGCAGAGUCGAGCAGUCUCGCAACUUGAGCGCAGCGGUGGAGAGUUCAGCCUCAGCCAUCCCUUCCUGGUUCAGGCUUGGGCUUGGGUUCUUUCGGUUGACUUUGAUGAAACAGGUCGGCAUGCGCAGUUGUCGGAGUAGAAGCUUGUAA